GCGGGGCCGGAGCGGGGCCGGGCGGCCCAUGGGGCCGGGCCGCGCUGCCGAUGGAGCCGUCGCGCAGCUGCGGCGACGGCGCGGAGGACGAGAAGAAGCCGCGGCGGCGGUGCGGCGGUGCGGACGCCGGGCCCUCCCAGCUGCGGCGGUGGAGCAGCGGCGGCGCGGCGGGCGCGGACAGCGCGGCGGCUCCGCAGCCCCGCGAACGCGGCGGGUCCGUGAGCCGGCAGCGGCGGGACUCGGUCCGCAAGAACCGCCCGCUCUUCCCCUGGUUCGGCUUGGACAUCGGAGGGACCUUGGUAAAACUGGUUUAUUUUGAACCCAAGGACAUCACGGCCGAAGAGGAAGAGGAAGAAGUGGAAAACCUCAAAAGCAUCCGCAAAUACCUGACAUCAAACGUAGCCUAUGGCUCCACAGGCAUUCGGGAUGUGCACCUUGAGCUCAAGGACCUUACCCUGUGUGGACGUAAAGGCAAUCUGCACUUUAUACGCUUUCCUACUCAUGACAUGCCUGCUUUUAUCCAAAUGGGAAGCGAAAAGCACUUCUCGAGCCUCCAUACUACCUUAUGUGCCACGGGAGGUGGAGCGUACAAAUUUGAGCAGGACUUUCGCACAAUGGGUGACCUUGAGCUUUGUAAGCUUGAUGAGCUGGAUUGCCUCGUUAAAGGAGUGCUGUACAUCGAUUCCAUGGGCUUCAAUGGACACUCGGAGUGUUACUAUUUCGAGAACCCCACGGAUGCUGAGAGGUGCCAGAAGCUCCCGUUCAACCUGGAGAAUCCCUACCCUCUCCUUCUGGUGAACAUUGGCUCAGGGGUCAGCAUUUUGGCUGUCUAUUCCAAAGACAACUAUAAACGGGUAACGGGCACCAGCCUUGGAGGGGGAACCUUCUUUGGCCUCUGCUGCCUUCUGACGGGCUGCUCCACGUUCGAGGAGGCCCUGGAGAUGGCAUCCCACGGGGACAGCACCAAGGUGGACAAACUGGUGAGGGACAUCUACGGAGGAGACUACGAGCGCUUCGGGCUGCCAGGCUGGGCUGUGGCAUCCAGCUUUGGAAACAUGAUGAGCAAGGAGAAGAGGGAAUCUGUCAGCAAGGAGGACCUGGCCAGGGCCACUUUAAUCACCAUCACCAACAACAUCGGCUCCAUAGCGCGGAUGUGUGCCCUUAACGAGAACAUCAACCGUGUGGUGUUUGUGGGCAACUUCCUUCGGAUCAACACCAUCUCCAUGAGGCUCUUGGCCUAUGCCCUGGACUACUGGUCAAAGGGACAGUUAAAAGCACUUUUCUUGGAACAUGAGGGUUACUUCGGCGCAGUCGGGGCUCUCCUGGGACUCCUGGACUCAGCCUGACUCCUUGCAGGAUCUGUGUUGGACCUACGGAUUCAGGGCACUCCCUGGGCCCCUGAGCCCGUGGUUUGGGGGUCACUGAGCCCAUAUUUCGUGUCACAGCCCCCACUGAGACUGUUCCACUGGGGUGGCCUGUGGGGAUGGGUGUCUGUAAGAGUUGAAAUCCAUCUGGGACUGCAGCGCAGGUUUGUUGCAGAGGAUGUGGUUGGAAUGCACUGGCUGGAUGUGGGGGUGUGUGGGAAGGUCUGUGGGGCAUUUCAGUCACAUGGAAUUGCCCUUUUUAGGUAAUUUUACUCUGUUUAAUGACUGUGACAAAGCAGAGCAGGGACACUCUGCUCCCUCCAGUGGGAUCCCUUGGAGUGCCGAGUGCCCAGGUCAGUUCUGUGUUUGCAAUCAGAGCUUCUCCAUGUGCUGGAAAAUGGUCUGGGAAGGGGGAAGAGCCUCAGCACAGCCCUGGUGUGUGUGACUGACUCCAUAUGGCCCCCUGGAUCCACACUGGGACACGGCUGUGCUGUCAGCCAGGCUUUAGCCCUGCUCCACACGUCCUUAUCUCCGUCCCGGGGAUGACAGGUACAGCACAGCACGGAUCUGUGCCUCAGGGUGAGUCCCAUGUCAGGCUCCAGCACUCCUGCACAGUCCUCAGCACCCUUUGAGAUGGUGGCAGGGGUGUCAGUCAGCCUCCAGCCUCGAGAUCUAAAUUUGAGGAUGGAAUUUCGUUGUUCGGUUGUCUGGGCUUAUUCUGUCUGUUACUGAACUCCACCAAAGAGACACUUCCUUCAGUCACACUUGGAUCUCUGUAAUAAUCCAUGUUGCAUUUUAAAAUGCCUACACUCCUGUCGUUUUGGCAAAAUUCUCCCCUUUCCAUGCAUGCUGUACUCCCUCUUUUCCCUGUGCAUGCUGCCGCACAGCCUGCAAGCAGGAUACUGCAGGGUGCAGCCCCUGUGGAAGUUACACCCUCAGGAUGGGGGGGUUGGAAUGGAUCCUGCACGCUCAAUAAAUGCUCUCUAAAAGCAACGAGGUAUCUGCAGCUUCCCUCAGGAUGUGAGCUCAUGGAGACACAGCUUUGGAAGUGUUCUGCCUUCCUAGGGUGCAGCUCCAUGGAGCACAGGGAAAGCUCUUCAGAUCAGGUCAUGGUGUCAGGGUUUAUCUCAGGAUAUCAGAAUGACCGUCACCGUGACCUCAGCACAGCCUUCCAGUCCUGGUUUCUUCUCAGAGAAACCAAUUUCCAGCUCUCUGAUCCCCUUGUGAGCGUGGCUGGAAGUGCAGGACAGCCCUGAGCCCUUCCCUGCCCCGUGAAUCCUGCCGGGCUCUGCCUGUAGCUGUGUCCUGAGAUCUGAGCACCCCAAGGUGGGUUCCUUGUGUGGCACCUCCCUCUGAAAAAGGAGGAAACUACGGGCACAGAGGGGGUUUGCUUUGCUGGGGAGAACAGUGUUUGUCUCUAAACCUCAGCUGACUGUGAGCUGGGAUUCUGGACACAGCCAGGGAUUUGAUCACAGUAAAAUUAGGGAAAAGAACACAGGGCUUGUGGCCUGUGAUCUCUGUUUGCUGAGGAGGAAAAUGUUUGUUUUUCCUGCAGCUUAACACAAGUUCCAGUUGUGUCCUGCUCUGUGGUGCUGGGAGCAGGAUCACACAGCUCAGGGAAUGGUUUGGGUUGGCAGGGAUCUCAAAGCCCCUCUCAUUCCACCCCUGCCGUGGGCAGAGGCAACUCCCAGGAUCCCAGGGUGCUGCAAACCUUCCAGGGUUUGCCACUUCCAGGGAGCCGGGGCAGCCACAGCUUUUCUGGACAGGCUGUUUGGGAUCAGCCAAAUUCUCCUUUAUUCAUUCCUUGUGAAAUAACACAAAGAUUCCCAAACUCUCCAUUAAAAAAUCUCCAUUUCCAGAGUGCUGACUGAAGGGUUUCUAGACUCAGCUUCUGCUGUACCACCUAAAAUUUAACACACAUGUACCCACCUUUCACCCACUCUCACAGCCAAAACUCAUGGAAAAGGCACAGAAACUUCGGCUUUUUGGAAUGUCCAUGUGCCUGGGACCUCUGUGGCUCCUUGAUGUAACGGGUCAGUGAUAGGCUGGGGAGGCUGUGGGAAUCCUUGGGAUACACAGGAAAAAAGCCCUGGCUUUUAUUAAGCACAGCAGCCUUGGGAGCAGAAGGCACCUUGCCGUGGUUCUGCUGUGGAGAGCUGGGAAAGCUCUGCAGGGCUGGGAGUUCCCAGCAGCAAUCCCAGAGCCUGAUCCACCAAUCCCUGCCCCGAGGCACUGGGGUCCCUGGGCACAGCAUCCUGCAAGUUUUCCGCUUCCUCACCCCGUACGUGAGCGCGUGUAACUCCUUUUUCUCUGGAUUUUCAAGCAGUUGAGCAUGGUCUGAUCCCUGCACCAAAGUUCCCGGCUUAUUGUCUAUCCUUUUUUUGUAAGCUGCUUGGAUUUUUCUUCUUGUUAUAAAAUAUUACAGUUAUUUUUUAUAUGCUUCAAA
Hirundo rustica (Barn swallow) is the source of this 3810-nucleotide messenger RNA. It is a transcript of the gene PANK2, whose product is annotated as pantothenate kinase 2. Gene Ontology annotation, cellular component: cytosol; nucleus. The record is from RefSeq and is a predicted model, not a curated record. The transcript has 7 exons. Gene Ontology annotation, molecular function: ATP binding; pantothenate kinase activity. Bases 51 to 1346 code for a protein of 431 amino acids. Gene Ontology annotation, biological process: coenzyme A biosynthetic process. NCBI's taxonomy places the organism in Eukaryota, Metazoa, Chordata, Aves, Passeriformes, Hirundinidae.